AUGUCGAUUGCUUGCUGCGAACGACUCCUUGCGGUUGGCCUUAAAAACGGCGACAUUUGCAUCUACGACACGGCUGGCUUUGGGACCUUCGAGCCCGUUGGCACUCUUACCCCCGGCAAGAAGGUGCGGCAGCUGGCAUUUAAGCCAUCGCCGUGUUUCCUGGCAUCCUGCAGUGUACGGAAGCUGAUGUUGUGGGAUGUACGGCGAUCCAGCGGGCCCUCUUUCCCCUGUGUCUGGGCCCAAGAUCUUAACUUUACCCCUGACCGGGUGAUUUUCAACAGGGAAGGAACACGCAUACUGCUUUCCGAUCCUGCACGAUGUGCAAUAAUCUCAUUUGAGGCCGUCUCUGGUUCUAUCAGUGAAACUCUUUUCCUCCCUUCGUCGCAAGAUUCGGAUUCCUCCGACGGCGAGGAACUGAUGGGUUCUUGGGAAGCCGCGGAGCAUGCUUACGUUGAUAGCGAUCAAAAGCUGGCCGCUUUGACGUACCGCAACUCGUCGGUCUUCAUCUGGGAUUUGGACGCCAUGGAAAAAGUAGGGAAUUUUGAGAGAGACGGGUAUGAGGGAGUCUAUUCAUCCCCGCCAGCUCUUGACUUGGCCUUUAACCCCGUUCCCGCGCUUGAUCUGGUGGCUAUCUCGUAUAGCGAUGGCGAGGUCGUCCUGUGUAACCCAUGGACACUCCAACAGACUGGAAAACGUCAUCUGUCUUACUCCCUGGUUUUACUUGCGAGCACAUCGGAUGGCCGCAUUCUCUCUGGUGGUGCUGAGGAUGGUGCCAUCCAUCUUUUGGGUUUUGAGACCUUACAGCCGCUCUAUGGUAUCCAGCCACCCGACGAACGCUCACGACUCUGUGGGCUUGCCUUUUCGGCGAAUAACCUCUGGUUCUUUGAGAUCAGAGAGCAGUCUUGCAAUGUCUGGGAGCUUCUUGUGCUAAUUCCAAAGGAUGGAUCCGAUGACAGCGCAUUUGAACUGAACAGCGAAAACGUCCCACCACACGAACCGAUUUCUUCCUUGGCCCACGCUUUCCAAUGGCGUCAGGCAAUAACCGCCAUCCAAACGACAGAACGUGGACUCUUCUUUGUCGGGAGGCAAGACGGCACGAUUGAUAUUCGUGACGGAAACUCAGGAGAGGUCGUCAAAAAGCUACGAUUCCACGGCGGCUUCGUACGAAUCAAGCAGUUGGGCUGGAAUGACGCCAACAAUAUCUUGCUCAGCCUCGACGCACACAACCACUGUAUUGUCAGCCGGCUAUCCUUUGAAAAGGAACCGCAUGCCACAGCUAUGCUGGAUCAUCGCGAACAGGAUGUUGUUCGACAAGCACUGUUAAGCCCCGACUCCACGUCCAUACUUGUCCGUACCGAUGCAACCCUCAAACUCAUUUCGGUUGCCAGAGCCUCUGUCUCAGCGGAACUGGAUAUUCCAGCAAGCUUCUGUUCGAGCCACCCUUCCAAUCCCUCACAGUUCAUAGUGUUUCAGUUUGGCAAGAUGCACCUAUUCGACUGGGCCUCACUGAGACGGCUCUUGCCCGCCGAAGGCAUCGCAAUCGCUGGCCUUGAGCCUCCUUUCGAGCCCUCAAAUAUGAUGAACGGUGCUUGGUUCGGCCGCCCUGGUUCACCAUACCUGGUCCUAUGCACCAACUCCCCAAGCCAGCAACAGCCCACUUGUUUCGUGGCAUUGGACGCGCCAAAACUAGCGCCGGAGAACCCAGAAGACGUUACCGUACAGGUCCUCGCCUCGCGUCAGAUCCUAGUGCAGACAGUCAUCGGGGUGCUCAAGCACGUCGUCGGGGUGCUCAAGCACACGCUCUACUUCAUUGACACGAUGGGUUGGAUGAGCUCUAUCAAGCUCAAGAAUCUACGCCGGGCCGAUCACUACACGCGGCACUUCUUCAUCCCACCGACAUGGUAUGUGGGAAGCGGUACAGUACUCGGUGUGGCGUCGAAAACGGCGGUGGCGUUCGCCAGGGGCGAGCAGCUCAUCCCAACGUAUGCCCACAUUAACCACAACAAUGCGCUCCGUCUAUUCUGCCUCUCUCAGAUUCUGCAGGAUCCCGGGCUGCAACCCCUCCAACUUCUUGCAAAGCAGCUCCCACACGUACGCGGCCUUCUCUGCGUCCAGAACAAUCGGAUCAUACUCCCGUACCUUGCCCGCCCGCAUGUACAAGCCGUGGGUCUCGCGCCCAGCCGAGGCAGUCUGCACCACGAGGCAGGCGCCUUCUUCAGCUGA
Chaetomium globosum CBS 148.51 is the source of this 2223-nucleotide messenger RNA. RefSeq lists its product as uncharacterized. The transcript has 2 exons. Bases 1 to 2223 code for a protein of 740 amino acids. Lineage: Eukaryota; Fungi; Ascomycota; Sordariomycetes; Sordariales; Chaetomiaceae. Gene Ontology annotation, molecular function: protein binding. The record is from RefSeq and is a predicted model, not a curated record.